This is a messenger RNA of Rhodotorula graminis WP1, 965 nucleotides long. RefSeq lists its product as uncharacterized. Gene Ontology annotation, molecular function: transcription coregulator activity. The record is from RefSeq and is a predicted model, not a curated record. NCBI's taxonomy places the organism in Eukaryota, Fungi, Basidiomycota, Microbotryomycetes, Sporidiobolales, Sporidiobolaceae. The transcript is spliced from 4 exons. The annotation marks the transcript as partial. Gene Ontology annotation, biological process: regulation of transcription by RNA polymerase II. Gene Ontology annotation, cellular component: mediator complex; core mediator complex.
AUGGCCGCACCCCCACCCGGUCAAGGCCACCAGCCCGACCUCGAGCAGGAGCUGCCGACCGUCCUCCAAGACCUCGUCCCGCUCGGCUACUUGGUCGAUCGCGUCGUCGCCCAGGCCUACUCGGACCUCGCCACUUUGGUCGAGACCCUCCCCUCCCACUCGGACCAGCUGCGCAAACGCGCCCUCGUCGACUAUGUCCUCAACACGCGCCGCCAACUCGUAAAGCUCCUCGUCCUCACCCGCUGGUCCACAGAGGCCAAACCCAUCCACAAGGCCAUGAACCUCGUCGGCUUCCUCUCGCGCCAGAACCACGCCGUCGACUCGGCCGUACACUCGCUCGAGCACGCCGCGACCCAACUCGCCGCCGCCCGCCUGCGCAACUACGACCUCGAGUCGGCCCUCACCGUCCUCUCGUCCGGCACCUACCCGGAGGCGGUGCGCAAGCGGAGGAGGGACCGGCCGUUGGACCGGGCGUACACCUUCUUGCAGCGCCUCGCCCUGUCGUACCAGCUCGAGGCCGUCGCAGCCUCGGCGGCGCGCCUCGCGGCGACGAGCUGGAGCGGGCACCUGAGCGUCGAGGUGAGCGCUGAGCGGGACGAGGUCCGCGUCGGGUACUGGACGUACCGCCCCGAGAUGCCGCCUCAGCAGCAGCAGCGCCCACCACCCUCGACCACUGCCGGCGGCGCACCACGGCCCGGCCCGGGCGGCACGCUCGUCUUUUCGGUCCGCGCACCGGCGGCGACGGCAUCACCAGGGCCACCAGGCCCGAGCGCGAGCGCCGCGGCGCCCGUGAGCGUCGCGCAGGCGCGCGAGGACGCGCUGCAGGCUGCGCUCGCUGCCGCAUCGUCGUCAUCCGCCUCGUCCACGUCGACCUCGGCGCUAGCCGACGUCGAGUCAGCGUCGUCGCCUGCGGCAAGCGUCCCCGCCGCGCUGUCCGUCACCUGGCUGCCGCCGCCGUCCCUCCU